Messenger RNA from Triticum dicoccoides, 995 nucleotides. Its product is annotated as transcription repressor OFP1-like. The transcript has a single exon. The coding region runs from base 110 to 871 and encodes 253 amino acids. The record is from RefSeq and is a predicted model, not a curated record. Gene Ontology annotation, molecular function: DNA binding. Gene Ontology annotation, biological process: negative regulation of DNA-templated transcription. NCBI's taxonomy places the organism in Eukaryota, Viridiplantae, Streptophyta, Magnoliopsida, Poales, Poaceae.
UCCACUUGCCAUUGCCAGUUAUCCUGCCCUGCUUACAAGAUAUAUAGAGCUCGAUCACAUGCAGUGUUCAAAGACACCGAUGCUCUAGACAGAGGAAGAGAGAGGAGAGAUGGGCAGCCAUUACAGGUUCAGACUGUCCCAUCUCAUGCCAAACUCUUGGUUCUACAAGCUGAGGGACAUGAAGAGACCCAGACCACCAAGCCAACCAAGAAGCUGUGCAGCUACAAGAACGCCAAGGAGAUCAUCAUCAAGCCACUACUGCCAUGGAACCAGCACCCCGAAACCUCUUCCAUUACCAGCACGCCAAUCCUACUCCUCCUACCUACAAGCAAAGAAAAUGCCACCGGAGAAGCUGCGCCUCUCUCCUCUCUGCCUCAGCCCAAGGGCAACAAGCAUCCGAUUCCCCAACGAUCGUCAUCAGUCACCAUCAUCGAGAAGUGCCGCCGCCGUCUUCGACGAUUUUCAAGGCUUGCAACUACGUCCAAUUCGCACAAGGCCAGCGCCAAUCGCAUCGAGAAGUGCGCACCACAGCACGACCGCGAGCAGUACGUGCCCGAGCUCGCCGAGGCUCAGGAGCAGAAGGCUUCGUCUAUCCAGCAGUGGUUUUGGCAGAGUUAGCGCCAGGUGCACUGCUCGCCGGAGAAGCGCGAGGAGGAGCAUCGCCGUCGUGGUGGCGUCGACGGACCCGCACAAGGACUUCAGGGAGAGCAUGGUGGAGAUGAUUGUCGGGACCGACAUGCGUGGAGCAGAGGCUCUGAGGGACCUCCUUGAUUGCUAUCUGUCAUUGAACUCGAGGGAGUACCAUGGAGUAAUCACGGAGGUGUUCAGGGGAAUCUGGCUCCAGAUUAUCCGUGACGGUGUUGAGAUAUGAGGAACAAUUCCGAGCUGUAAAUCAUGUGUUGUUGGGAUGUAUAGAUCUGUGAAUAAUGUGUAUGUGCCGCUUGAGUUGUCUGUGUGUGAUAUACUGAUAGUCCUACUUGCUACUGUAUUUGUCA